Molecule: messenger RNA, 1965 nt
Organism: Spizellomyces punctatus DAOM BR117
Lineage: Eukaryota; Fungi; Chytridiomycota; Chytridiomycetes; Spizellomycetales; Spizellomycetaceae
Product: STE/STE20/MST protein kinase
Exons: 11
Coding region: 154-1890 (578 amino acids)
Biological process (GO): protein tetramerization; intracellular signal transduction; protein phosphorylation
Cellular component (GO): cytoplasm
Molecular function (GO): protein serine/threonine kinase activity; ATP binding
Source: RefSeq, a predicted model, not a curated record
ACGCGACGAAAAGCCACGCAUCGGGAUUGCCUCUCCAAGUUUUGGAGCCUCGUAUUGAGGUUUCUUUGAAUCGGGAUCGGGCGCCUGUAACUUUCCUCCGUAUUUGCUACCUAUCGGGUUUUCCAACCGUUCCGAGAGCAUUCGCGGCUAAUAAUGGCCAGCCAAAUAGUUCCGUCUCUCCUAACGAAGGAGGAGCUGGCAUCCGACCCGACAGAACUGUUUACCGUGCUCGGAAAAUUGGGCGAAGGGUCGUAUGGCUCUGUCCACAAAGCGCUUCACAAACGUACUUCAACCGUCUGUGCCAUAAAGUUAAUCCCAGCGGAAAAUGACCUAGAUGACACUGUCAAAGAAAUUAACAUCAUGAAUGGCUGCGAUUCGAGCUAUGUUGUGCAAUUUUACGGCAGCUACAUCAAAGAAGGUUACCUUUGGAUAGUGAUGGAGUAUUGUGGUGCAGGGUCUGUCUCAGAUAUAAUGCGAAUAUGUGGACGAACGAUGACCGAAGGCCAAAUUGCGGUCAUUUGCCGAAACGUACUGGAAGGCUUAAAGUAUCUGCACGAAAGGAGGAAGAUUCACCGAGAUAUCAAAGCUGGGAAUAUUUUACUAAAUACGCAAGGCGAAGCAAAACUGGCGGAUUUUGGCGUUGCGGGACAACUGAGCGAUAAUCAAGCAAAGCGAAACACAGUGAUUGGAACUCCCUUCUGGAUGGCGCCGGAAGUCAUUCAGGAAGUGGGUUAUGGUGUAUUGGCGGAUAUAUGGUCACUGGGGAUCACAUGCAUAGAGAUGGCAGAGGGAAGACCACCGUACCAUAAAAUUCACCCGAUGCGCGCAAUCUUCAUGAUACCAACGAAGCCGCCACCAAGAUUGCAAAAUGAGGACAAAUGGUCGAAGCAGUUUAUAGACUUCAUCGCCCAAUGUCUGACCAAAAACCCAAGUGCGCGACCUAGCGCCGAGCAACUCUUGCAGCACCCGUUUAUCACGGAGGCUCCUGGAAUAGCGGUUAUGAGCGAAACUGUGUCAGAGGUGAUGGAUUUGAUUGCAAAGGGGGCUUUGGAUGAUGACGAAAGCGAUGCCGAGCAGUCUGAUGAGGACGCGAUCCCGGUAGACACGGUCCGUCUUGAUCAUGCUACCAUCAAACAAGCCCGGCCGGGGUCACCACGACGUGCUUUUGACGAAUUGCCUACCGUCGGACCCCAAGCAGCAGCGAGAAGGGCAGAAGAGGCAAGACGUCACAGUGGUGGAGAAACAAGUGAAGAAGACGAAGACUCGCUUGCGUAUGGUACUGUAAAACUGAACGGAAAGGCUGGCAAGCAACCCACGGAUGCUGGGCGCAAGGUACUGGAUGACUUCUUUGACAGCUAUGCUUCUGGGACCAUGUUGCCUGCUCAGGGUGGGAUGGGUACGAUGGUCAUCAAUGAUGAAGGUGGCGGGUAUAGCGGCACCAUGGUGAUCAACAAAAAUGACGUCGAUGUUGGGACGAUGCGGACAAAAGUUGAGGAGGGAAGCCCAAAACGUUAUCAGCCCGCUUUCAUGAAGUAUCUUGGAAAAGGAACAGAUGCAGGAGCAUUGCAAUCCGAACCAAGUUCGUCCUAUGAAGAGUCCACAAUGAAGCCUCGCAGACCUGUCGUUACUGCAUCAUCACCCACCUCCACCCAAUCACCACGACAACCCACCACGACAACCCCGUUUGACCUCAUAAACAGCAGCAGCAGCCUCGAAAGCUUACAGGAACUUCUAGAUCUUGUUGAAACAAAUAUGGAGAAAGAGCUUGAAGCUACACGUCUAAAGUAUGAGAAAAAACGAGGACCGAUUCUAGAUGCUAUCAAUGCGAAGAAGGCGGCAUUGGGAGCUGAUGGGGGAAAUUUGGGCGUGGAGGUAUUUGGGAAAGGUUAAAUUGUACACAGGGUUAACUGGAUCGGAAUAAUGCGAAAAAGGAUGCCAUGAAUCUCCUCAUAUGAAACUAUUUCC